Messenger RNA from Varanus komodoensis (Komodo dragon), 4831 nucleotides. It is a transcript of the gene NCAM1, whose product is annotated as neural cell adhesion molecule 1. Lineage: Eukaryota; Metazoa; Chordata; Lepidosauria; Squamata; Varanidae. The transcript is spliced from 22 exons. Gene Ontology annotation, cellular component: membrane. Gene Ontology annotation, molecular function: protein binding. The record is from RefSeq and is a predicted model, not a curated record. The coding region runs from base 309 to 3692 and encodes 1127 amino acids. Gene Ontology annotation, biological process: cell adhesion.
GUGGCCAGUCUGGGUGGAAGAAUACUGCGAGGUGGCGCGCGCCUGCUCGCUCCCAGCAGCCUCACCAAGCGAAUCCAGGGCAGCAGCGCAGGGAUCUCUCGCUGCGGCUCUGUGCUGGGGCUGUGACUGUCACUCAUUCUCUGAUCAGCUCCCGAAAGCAGCCUGGAAGCAUCUGGACAAAAAAAUAAAUAAAAAUACCGCACCAUUCUGGGGGAUUUUGUGAUUUGCUUGGCCCCCGGCUCCUUCCUAGCCCGGCAGCAGAAACUCUGGUCCUCACGCGCCCGGGCUGCAACCGAAAGGGGAAAUAUAUGCCUAUGCAAGCAAACUUCCUCGCCAUCCCGCGGAUGACAAUGCUUCAAAGCAAGGAUCUCGUCUGGUCCCUGCUCUUCCUCGGCACUGCAGUCUCUCUCCAGGUGAACAUAGCGCCAAAUAAGGUGGAGGUUCCUGUUGGAGAGUCCAAAUUCUUCUUGUGUCAAGUGACUGGCGAUGCCAAAUCCAAAGAAAUCUUCUGGUUCGCUCCCAACGGUGAGAAACUGACAACAAACCAGCAGCACAUCUCAGUGGUGCGAGCCGAGGACUCAUCCACGCUCACCAUCUACAACGUCAACAUAGAUGAUGCCGGCAUCUACAAGUGUGUCGUUUCCAGCGAGGAAGGGGACGAGGAGGCCACGCUCAACGUGAAGAUCUUCCAGAAGCUGACCUUCAAAAAUGCCCCCAGCCCUCAGGAGUUCAAAGAAGGGGAAGACGCCGUCAUCGUGUGCGACGUGGUCUCCUCGCUUCCUCCCACCAUCAUGUGGAAGCAUAUGGGCAGGGACGUUGUUCUGAAAAAGGAUGUGAGGUUCGUGGUGCUGUCCAACAACUAUUUGCAGAUCCGAGGGAUAAAGAAAACCGACGAAGGGACGUACCGCUGCGAAGGGAGGAUUCUGGCCCGUGGGGAAGUUGACUUCAGGGACAUCCAGGUGGUUGUCAAUGUGCCUCCGACUGUUCGCUCCAGGCAGGGCACUGUGAACGCCACAGCGAACCUCAGUCAGUCGGUCAAACUGGUGUGUGACGCCGACGGCUAUCCAGAGCCAACCAUCAGCUGGACCAAGGACGGGGAGUCUAUUGAAAGAGGGGAGGACGACGAGAAGUACAGCUUCACCUACGACGGCUCGGAGCUGACCAUACACAAGGUGGAGAAGAACGACGAGGCCGAGUACGUCUGCAUUGCGGAGAACAAGGCUGGCGAGCACGACGCCAGCAUACACCUCAAGGUGUUCGCAAAACCCAAAAUCACCUAUGUGGAGAACAAAACUGUCAUGGAGCUCGAAGACCAGAUCACCCUGACUUGUGAAGCCUCCGGAGACCCCAUCCCCUCCAUCACCUGGAGGACCGCUCUCCGGAACAUCAGCAGCGAAGAGAAGGCUUCAUGGACCCGGCCCGAGAAACAAGAGACCCUGGACGGGCGCAUCGUGGUGCGCAGCCAUGCGCGGGUGUCUUCCCUCACGCUGAAGGACAUCCAGUACACCGACGCCGGCGAGUACAUCUGCGUGGCCAGCAACACCAUCGGGCAGGACUCCGAAGCCAUGUACCUGGAGGUUCAGUAUGCCCCGAAGUUGCAAGGCCCUGUUGCCGUUUACACCUGGGAAGGUAACCAGGUGAACAUCACCUGCGAGGUCUUUGCUUACCCGAGUGCCAUCAUCUCCUGGUUCCGCGAUGGGCAGCUGCUCCCAAGUUCCAACUACAGCAACAUCAGAAUCUACAACACACCGACAGCCAGUUAUUUGGAGGUGACGCCAGACUCUGAAAACGAUUUUGGGAACUACAACUGCACAGCUGUCAACCGGAUUGGCCAGGAGUCCUCGGAGUUCAUCCUCGUGCAGGCGGAUACACCGUCCGCGCCUUCCAUUGAGAGAGUGGAGCCAUACUCCAGCACCGCCCAGGUGGAGUUUGACGAGCCCGAGGCGACCGGGGGCGUGCCCAUCCUCCGGUACAAGGCCGAGUGGCGGGCGCUGGGGGAAGACGACUGGCACGCCAGGAUGUACGAUGCCAAGGAAGCCAACACGGAGGGUGUGUUCACCGUCAUGGGCUUGAAGCCAGAGACCGUGUACGCCAUCCGGCUGUCGGCCAUCAACGGCAAGGGCGCCGGCGAGAUCAGCGCCCUCUCCGAGUUCAAGACCCAGCCAGUUCGCGCUCCGCCACCACAAGGGGAACCCAGCGCACCCAAGCUGGAAGGCCAGGUGGGAGAAGAUGGCAACUCCUUUAAAGUGAACCUCAUCAAGCAAGACGACGGAGGCUCCCCCAUCCGGCAUUAUCUCAUCAAAUACAGAGUUAAGCAUUCCUCCGACUGGAAGCCCGAGAUCCGACUCCCUUCGGGCAGCGACCACGUCAUGCUCAAGGCUCUGGACUGGAAUGCCGAGUACGAGGUCUACGUGAUUGCAGAGAACCAGCAAGGGAAAUCCAAACCGGCCCAUUUUGCUUUCCGGACGUCGUCCCAGCCCACUAUCAUCCCAGCCAGCACAAGCCCUGCCGCGGGCCUGGGCACGGCCGCCAUCGUGGGCAUCCUCGUCGUGGUCUUCGUGCUCCUGCUGGUGGCCGUGGAUGUCACCUGCUACUUCCUGAACAAGUGCGGGCUUCUCAUGUGCAUUGCCGUCAACCUGUGUGGCAAGUCGGGCCCGGGGGCAAAAGGCAAGGACAUGGAAGAGGGCAAGGCGGCUUUCUCGAAGGACGAAUCCAAGGAGCCCAUAGUGGAAGUGCGGACAGAGGAAGAGCGGACACCGAACCACGACGGAGGCAAGCACGCCGAGCCCAAUGAGACCACGCCGCUGACGGAGCCAGAGCAUCCUGCCGACACCACGGCGGCCACCGAGGACGUGAUGCCCUCCAUCACCACCGUCACCACUAACUCUGACACUGUCACUGAAACCUUUGCCACUGCCCAGAGCAGCCCCACAAGCGAGACCACGACCCUUACCUCCAGCCUCGCCCUCCCCCCCACGCCCGUGCCCGACGCCAACUCGGUGGCCCCCGGCCAGGGCGUGCCCCCCAAGCCGGCGGCCACCGCCCCGCCCCCACCCACCUCCCCUCCCAGAGUGGCCCCCUUGGUGGACCUCAGCGACACGCCCGCCCCCGCCCCCGGCAGCCUGCCGUCUGGGGUCCUGGCCCCCCAAGGCACGGUGCUGAGCCCCAGCUCCUCCGCAAAGGCCCCCGAGGGGCCCAAGGGGCCCGCCCCCACCCCCACGAGCAAGUCCCCUCCCCCGGCACCCCCGAGCUCUGCCGGUGCGCCGGCCCCCGCGGAGGCCAAGCCGGGCCCCCCCAGCGCCAAAAGCCCGGAGAAGGAGGCCACGCAGCCGAGCGCGGCGAAGAGCUCGACAGAGGCGGCCAAGAGUGCGGCGAGCCAGAAGGCGGAGGCGGGCGCGGGGGCGUCCACCGCAAACCCUGCUCAGAACGAGGACUUUAAAAUGGACGAAGGGACCUUCAGGACCCCAGACAUUGACCUGGCCAAGGAUGUUUUUGCCGCACUGGGCACGGCGGCCCCUGCCACCACGCCCGGAGGCCAAGCUGCGCCUUCUGCUCCGGAGAGCUCCGCGUCAUCGGCACCCGUGGAGACAGAGAAAACCCCCGUAGAGGAAAAGUCUGCGGUUCAAGCCACGGAAGUCAAGACGGUGCCCAACGAAGCUACGCAAACAAAUGAAAACGAGAGCAAAGCAUGAUGGGCAACGGAGCCAAAACAAAACAAAAUCUAAAAAUUGACAGAACAACUUCACCCGAGCAUUUAAAACACAGCACACAUCUCAUCCCUCUUGUGUCUUUGCCUCUUUUUUAAGAAAACAAACAAAAGAUGUAUACAGCAGGAGAAUCUGUCGGGUUGGGGGUGGCUUUUGCUUUGGUAGGGAAUACUUGUGUGCACUUGCGCUUCAGAAAAAAGGGAACACUUUUCCUUCUUUCCUUUGAGGAUAGGCCCGUAGCCCCCUUAGGAUGCCAGAAUCCUCACAAAAUUCCCAUGCAGGGUUCAAACCAAGCAGGCACCCACUGCAGCGUGGUUAAGAGAUCCAGAGGAGAAUUAGGUGCCGCAGCUCCGUCGGCUCGUGCUGACCGGUGCAGCUGGUCAUGAAUCGUCUGUUUUUAAGCUGGAUAAAACCCUGUCCUGAAGCGCGUCACCUCCCGCUGUCGCUUCUGUUCUUCUGUUCUCUCUGAACUGCCCUGUCCUCCAAGGGUGUCUGCCCUUCCUUGCUGACUUCCGUGCUCCUUCCAGCCUCCUCGGGUGCCAGUGCCCUUCAGCAUCUCCCAUGCAUGCUCCCCCCGACCGAGCCGGAAGCGCACGGUGGGCUUGGAUGUGUUUGUCCCGGGGAGCUUGCAUGGGAGGCGCGUCCUGCAGCGGUGACCCUUUAGGGCCCUGCUCUUGAUCCCGGUGUUUCGUCUUCAGGAAGAAAGCCGUCGGGCAGCUUUGAGAGUAUAUAUUUCAAACUGCAGUAUUCCUUUUGGUUUGUUUCUUUGUUUUCAUUUUUAAUUUGUUGUUUUGUUUCGCCAGCAUUUUUUUCUUCCAGUGUUUACAGUCAAAAAAUGUUUUUAAAAAAACUUUUGUUGUGUUUAAAUGUCUAUGUAAAAUAGCUGCCUUUUUGAAAAGAGAGAGAGCGAGAGAGCGCGCGCGAGAGAGAGAAAGAGAGAGAGAGAGAAAGUACCAGGCUAUAGAGAUAGUAGGUUGGCCAGCAUGUUUGCUUUGCAAAGGGAGACAUUUUAAAAUAUGGAUGUUUACAGUAGGUGUUUCCCCUUUAUCUUUUUAAUUAUUAUUAUUAUUGCUGUUAUUAUUGUUUUUAUUUCUUACUGGAAUAAGAAAAAUCUAGCAGACUUU